UCUGCAUGUUGUGCAUCAUUGCAUUUAAUAAUAAUAAGAGGCUAUUAUAAUCGUGACUCCUUACCGGUGGCAGCUGUGUCUUCAUCGAUCAUCAGUCAAGGAUUGACCAGUGGUGCCAGAGAGACUCCAAGGCAUACUGCCAACACCAUGGACCCUUCUCACCAGGAAAUCACAGAGCUUGUGCUCCACCACCCAGACAUUCCUGCCGACCCAUCGGCCUACUACCCGACGGAGCCUGUACAGCAGCCGUACGAGGCAAUCCAGCAGCAGCAGCAGCACUCUGUUCCAAUGGCUUAUCCACACCACCCGCAGUCAACAGCAUCCUGUGUGCAGAUGACUUAUACAGUUGUGGAGCAGACCUCUCCUUCUGCUCCAUCCAUGCAAGUGGGCUAUCUGCAUCCUCUUCAUAACCCACAGCAGCAGCCUCAGCAGCAGCCAGCUAAACAGUGCAAAUGCAAGUGCACUUGUGAGGCUUCUGCCCCAUCUGCCGCACCACAGGUGGAAGCCCCCACCCCCACCCCUGUCCCAUGUUCCUCCACAUCUGCCGCAGCCGGACCAUCCAAACCUACCAAACCCAAAUCAACCAAGGCGUCCAAACCUGCCAAUUCCUCAGCCCUUCCAGACAGCCCGAGUCGAUCACCGGUGGCUCGAGUCGCGGGCCCGCCUCCGCCACCCGUACCGCUGGUGGAGGAGCUUCACAGUUACAGCUGCCGCAUCUGCGGGAAGACGUUCAAGCUGAAGGGUGCGGUGGUGGUUCACAUGAGGGUGCACAGUCUGGAGAGGAAGCACAGCUGCAACUACUGCGACAUGAAGUUCAAAGACACCAACUCGCUACGGCAGCACAUUCGUCGCCACACGGGUGAACGGCCGUACCAGUGUAGCUACUGUGACAAGGCCUUCAAACAGCAGAGCGGUCUGAUGCAACACGAACGGCUUCAUACCGGUGAGCGUCCGUACGCAUGCCGUUUCUGCCAGCGUACCUUCGUCCAGAAAAACCACGUGGAUCGCCACGAGCGUGCACACACGGGGGACAAACCGUACACGUGCCGUCACUGCGGUGCAGCGUUCGUGGACCGCAGCGGUCUGAACCAGCACGCGUUCAAUCAGCAUGGAGAGGAACCACUGAAGCUGACCCCGGCUGGGACGGUGCCGAGGGGUAGUGGUCGUCCUAGAAAACAAGCUGAGUGUGUGGAGGAGUUGGAUAGUCCGGUGGUUGUGGCGAAGAAGGCCAAAGUGGAGCCGGUGGUGUAUGCUGAUGAUGUUGGAGGGAAUGAUGGACAGGGUGUUGAAGAGGCAAAUGUUGAAGAACUGGGAGGAAAUGAUGAGCAGGAACAUAUUGUGGUAACAGAAACAGGGACUGUAAAAAGGGUGAACGCCAAAAGCACACCGAAGAUCCGAAAGCGGAAAAGGCGGGAAGAAGGAGACGACAACCCUCGAAAAGCCCUCUGGAAGGCCGGUCUAGCCCCUCAUCCUGGUGGGCGCCCUCCUAAACACGUAGCUGACGUGUUGGUUCUCCCAGCUCCUGUCAGUAUCGUGCGCACUGGUAGGAAGCGCAUGUCACAGACCCUGGUGGAGGAUCUGGCGCUUCUGCCGCCGAGGGAGCAGGUUAGAAGUCGCGGAAGGCCGAGGAAAGAGGAAGAGAGGGCGAUGCUGGAGGCGGGAGCGAGGAUGAUGCAGGAUGAAUCCAGUGAGGAUGAUAUGGGCGUUAUAGAGCCUCCACUGGCGGACAAUUUGAGUGAGAUCACUGUUGAAGAGUUGUGAGGUCAAACUAGACACUCGUGGACGCUGGAUCGUGUUUGGUUUAGUGUAGAAAAUGGAGGGAUAGGGUCGCUCGAGCGAAUCGUUGGCAUGCGGUUGUUACAUUUGUAGGUAUUAGAUCGAUAAUUUGUAGUGCUGAAGGUGCUUUGUAUAAAUUAAACCGUCGUGCAUUAUUUGAUGUCGCUUAGAUACGAUUAUGUCUGGCUUUUUUCUUCUUGGCAGGAGUAGGUGUUCUAUUCACUGUGCUCGUUAGAAAGUCACAUUUCGUUACAUGUCAGUGUGUAACGAAAGUUCGAAUUCAGCGCACGUACUGUCUUGACAAUCAUAAUUUCGAUUAUCCUGGUGCAAGGAUGUCUCUCUAAACCUGUGAAGCACAGCAUUAGGUGGUACAUCUUGUGCAUCUGUAGUGCAACUUGUGUAUGUUAUAUAGUGUUUUGAUGUGUACUGUGUAACAUAAGUCAUUGGGGCUGUAAUUUAUGUUAACCAGCUCUAGGACGUCAGCCAAAAGUCUUGGCUUUGAGCUGGUGCCGGAUGUCUUUUGUGGCUAUACUUUUUGUCCUCACAACUUUAUUGCGUCAUUUCAUUCAAAAUCGUGCCAUAUAUGUUGAACUGCUAUGGUUUUGCAGGCUUUUUCUCUUCGAUGGCUUCACAUGCAGAACAUCUUAUGACGUCUAUUUUUCUUUGUAAUUGAUACUUGUUCCGUCGUAUAGUUGCAACAGAAUGCAACGCAGUGGGGUGGAGACUAUAACCGAUCUCCCUCAUCCUUUUUUAUGGACGCUGGCUUGCCUGCAAUAUGUAGAAAACAUCGAAGCAAACACACUUAGAGCUAUCCGAAAGUUCAUUUAGAAAAUAUCGAAGGAACUUCGCUUUUUGAAUGCCAUCCAGUGUUCAUAUAUGGAAAGCAUAGCUACACAAAGUGUUGAGGUUGUGGUGUAUGUGAAGUGUUCUUGUAUGCAUUAACUUUCGGUGGAAUGAGUGUCCUCACGUGUGCAGCCGUUGCCAGCUUGCCACCUUCUCGUGAGCGUGCUACCUACACCACCUAGGCGCACCAGAAUUAGUCCUGAGAUGAUCCUUUGCUGUGUCGAAUGAAUACCGACCGAGUACUGCCCUUUCAGAGAUGUUUAUGCGAUUCAGUUUUUUUUUUCUUUUUUUUUAUAAAUUUUGUCCGAACCUUUUGAUGGGAAGGAUUCACAAGGACAGAGCCACCGCUAAGCGAAGCUUGUUGCGAUGACCCUGCCCUCUACCCUCCGAUCGCGCAAUUCCGAUUCUAUGGCAGAAUUUAGAGUCCAAAGUUUAACGUGCGCACAAAGCCGCGCACGGCCGGUCCCCUCGCUGACUUCGCCUGGCUACGGCCUGCCACCAACCGCAACCAUACCUGUCAGGAGGCCCAUAAAUGUCGAGCGCCCGUCGCGCUUCGAACCCGGACUGUUAUAACCGGGAACGCGUGCUCUCACCACGCGGAGUCCAACGCUCUAACCAACUGAGCUACGGGACCGGCAAAGAUGUGGACUAAUGUGUGGACUAAUGUGUGUUAUGUCUGUAAAUAGACAUUAGGCAGUAAUAAUGUCUGCUGUAUGCACCUACUUAUAGGGCAAUAGCGGCUCCUACUUGCUGUCACUGGCCUGGCCAGGC
Molecule: messenger RNA, 3390 nt
Organism: Amphibalanus amphitrite
Lineage: Eukaryota; Metazoa; Arthropoda; Thecostraca; Balanomorpha; Balanidae
Product: zinc finger protein 551-like
Exons: 4
Coding region: 148-1761 (537 amino acids)
Cellular component (GO): nucleus
Molecular function (GO): DNA binding
Source: RefSeq, a predicted model, not a curated record